Molecule: messenger RNA, 765 nt
Organism: Argiope bruennichi
Lineage: Eukaryota; Metazoa; Arthropoda; Arachnida; Araneae; Araneidae
Exons: 4
Coding region: 1-765 (254 amino acids)
Molecular function (GO): nucleic acid binding
Source: RefSeq, a predicted model, not a curated record
AUGGAAGAACGUAGCGAGACAUCGAGGGAUGCAAUUGGAGUCUUCGGCAUAGAUCGGACCAUGCAGCGGCGUUAUCCGAUUUCUGGAUUAUCCGAUCGCCGGAUUGUCACCGUAUACGGGGCACGGGGAAGACUGUGUGUCAAACAAGUCAGUGAGAAAAGAGCAGGCCGUGAGAGUUUGGCUGAUGAUUCGAGACCAGACCAGACCAGGCCAGUCAUCAUGGCCCAUCUCAUUGACAAGGUGGACGACCUAGUGUGCGCGCAGUGGGUUUCGAAACAGCUAACCUACCAGCACAAGAAACUGCGUAACCAGCACUUCAACAUCUGUUUCGGUAUCAUGCAGACUCCUGGAAACUUUCCUGGAGCUGAUUGUCACCGCUCAAAGCUGUGGCGUCAGCAGGCAAGGUGUUGCUCACCAUCUUUUUCGACGUCCAAGGUCGGCCAUUUGUUCAAUUCCUCGAGCACAGAAGAACUAUCAACUCCGUACUGCCCUUUCAGAUGUGAGAUACUCCGAAGAAUAUGCAGGUCCAUCAAAAACAAAAGACCGGGUCUAUUCACAGAUGGUGUGGUUCUGCACCAUGAUAAUGCGCGUCCACACGUCUCCAGGGUGACACAUGCGGAACUGGCCAAGUUCAAGUGGGAGCAACUCGACCAUCCACCCUACAGCUCAGACAGGUCACCCUGUGAUUUUCAUGUGUUUUGUCCCCUGAAAAACAUUUCAAAGGGAAGCGUUUCAACUCGGACGGUGAACUCAAGGAUGUUGUGA